This is a messenger RNA of Paramacrobiotus metropolitanus, 2368 nucleotides long. RefSeq names its product BTB/POZ domain-containing protein 3-like. The coding region runs from base 373 to 1017 and encodes 214 amino acids. The record is from RefSeq and is a predicted model, not a curated record. Gene Ontology annotation, molecular function: protein binding. The transcript is spliced from 5 exons. NCBI's taxonomy places the organism in Eukaryota, Metazoa, Tardigrada, Eutardigrada, Parachela, Macrobiotidae.
UUGACAGAACUUUGCUGCAACACUGGCCGCGUAUAAAGGUGCCGCUAUAUCGGAAGAAGUUCUAUUGCCUGUCGAACGCGCUGCACGGCAUUCUGAUAUUGAAUGCUUAUCGGUUAACUCUUUGCGCUAACGUUGCGUUUGGGCAGAGAUCGUCGCGAGUUGUCAAAAAUAUGUAAAUCAGCUUAGCUUCUUCGUUAUUUUCAGGGAUUUGCUUUUCGUUCUUCUUCUUUUCUUUAUAAGGUGUUCUUCUUCCGCAGGAUUGUGUGACUUCAGCUGCACCUUACAAAUCUGCAGUUUUACCAAUAUUACGCUUGCGCUGAAAGUGUUAUCGAGGAUCUGUUAGACCGGUUCUGUUAGUAUCCGUUUGUCCGAAUGGCGUUCACAGAUUCGAUUGUAUCGGCAUCUGGUGGACAACGUGAUCCUGCCGCGGGGAUCAACAGCUGCAUCCAAGAGACGCUAUUCAGCGGAGAUAUGAGCGACGUGAGCUUCGCUGUUGGCGGCGGUGAAUUUGGUAAUGUGAAGUUCUUCCCAGCUCACAAAUACAUUGUCAGUAUUCGCAGCACUGAGUUCUAUACGAUGUUUUACGGCAGCGUACCGGAAAAAGGUCCGCAAGUGGACAUUACCGAUUGCACUCCCGAUGCGUUUGAGAACAUGCUCAGAUACAUGUACACCGAUACCGUGGAUAAAGAUAAAUUCACAAUGGACAACGUAUUCCCUACACUGCGCUGUGCAGAUAAGUACGAUCUGCCGCAACUGGCCGUCAUGUGCUUGGGCUUUGUGACUACCCAGUUGAAUGCUGAUAACGCUUUGGACACGUUACAGCGGGCCAUCCAGUGGUGCGCUGAGGAUAUUGUGGAGACGUGCCUGCAGCUAGUGGACUUGCAGAGCGACGUCAUUCUAAACUCAGAGCAGUUCACGACUAUCGCACAGGACACGCUGAAGAUGAUCCUGCAGCGCGGCACCAUAUCCGCGGAAGAGUACGCCAUCUACUUGGCGGUUGAAAGUGGAGGCUUGUAACCGGGAAACUCUGGAACCAACUGCUGGUAACCGUCGGCAGAUGCUUGGCGACGCGUUGUUCCUUGUCCGCUAUCCGCUACUGAGUGGCAUACAACUGGCCGAAGGUCCCGUCAAGGUUCGGCCUCUCUUAAUACAAUUGCAUGCUUUUCUCGUUUCAAAAACUUCAUAAAUCUAAGAGCCAUACGCGUUUUCCCAUCUUUUUGGUCCAUACUGCUGGGAAAGGCCACCAACCAGCGAAAGGAGAAGACAAAAUUAGAACAAAAUAAGUUAUAAAUUAAUAUGCUUGAAAAAAAUUAUAAUAAACAGCGUUGAAUGCAGCUGCUGGACUUCCGGCAGCUGUCGUUGUUCUACAAGGUCAGCUGGUGCCGAUGAGCGUAAUUCGUUUGUGAAAUUAAAUAUCGAAAGCGUUUUGUAACGGAUUUUGUAAGCGUUUGCAGAGUGGGCUGCUGUUGGAAAGCGAACUGCUGAGAAGUCUCCUGCACCAGAACGGCGCCGUGAAGAUCCUUCUUCCAUUUUCCGCGGAGUGGCGCGGAAGCGCGGGAUUCUGCAUCGGCCAGCUGCAGCUGAAGCCCGGCAACGAGGUGUUCGCGCUGAGCCCAGCGGGCGGCUGGUGGCAGCCGGCCAAGAUUGUCGGGAUGAGACACGGGCGGAUUGUGCUGGCAUGGUGUGCCAGCAACGAAGAGAGUAGUGUAGCGGCCGGGAAUGUGGUGCGAGCGGCAGAUGUCCUAAAGUACGGUCGGUCAGUCUAUUGUAUGACGAGGGAAGGGUCCAGCCUCGGCGUUUAUAUGGACUUUAAGUCAAGUUCUACGCGGCCCCAUCACAUCCGCUUCGGCUUUCCUGACGUAUCUAUCUCGUCCCAGCAUUUCUUCUCUGAGCUCCUGUUGCACGAAAGUCAAGUUUCAGCUUGGAAAAAAAUUAAAAAAAUAGUUUAAAUUAAAGAGGAUGUCAAGUUUUAAUUCUGAACAGCUCGCUGCUUAUCUGCAAAGCUCAUAUCUUCGCCGCAGACGACUGCAUAAACAGAUAGAACGUCCGGUAUUGAACAUCUGUUUGCCCGCGCACGAAAGGGGCUGUCAAAUGUCAUUGCUGCCGAGUACUAAUGUAACUAAAUUAUUUUAAUUUAAUUUCGAUAUUUCUCCGCAGCCUUAUGGUUAGUAUCCGAUCCCCUGGAACUUUCAUGUAUGUACACGGACAGCCAGACACUAAAAUCUUCAAAAUUUACGUGAGCACAUAUAAUUCUGAUAUGCCACCACUACUGUGUAACACGGUAGUGGGGGCACAUAACUGCAGCAGCGAAGUUGAAGCAGUUUCUUCAGGUUCACAGCGUGUUCUUGAAAUUCUGAACUAAAUUUUA